Messenger RNA from Closterium sp. Yama58-4, 309 nucleotides. NCBI's taxonomy places the organism in Eukaryota, Viridiplantae, Streptophyta, Zygnematophyceae, Desmidiales, Closteriaceae. The record is from the annotation of a GenBank genome assembly.
AUGGCGGGGAAGGAGGGGAAGGAGACGGGCCUCGAGCCGUACGUAGACCUGACUGUGUCGGUGAUCACCAAUGACGGCCGCAACAUCGUGGGGGUGCUGAAGGGGUUUGACCAGGCGACCAACAUCAUUCUGGAUGAGUCACACGAGCGCGUCUACUCCACCAAGCACGGUGUGGAGCAGCUGGUACUGGGGCUGUACAUCAUCCGCGGCGAUAACAUUGCGGUGGUGGGCGAGUUGGACGAGGACCUAGACUCGAGUCUCGACUUUGAUGCUCUCAGAGCACAGCCGCUGCAACCUGUGUGCCACUAA